Drosophila albomicans is the source of this 1525-nucleotide messenger RNA. RefSeq lists its product as uncharacterized. The record is from RefSeq and is a predicted model, not a curated record. Bases 65 to 1510 code for a protein of 481 amino acids. NCBI's taxonomy places the organism in Eukaryota, Metazoa, Arthropoda, Insecta, Diptera, Drosophilidae. The transcript is spliced from 5 exons.
AUAAUGUUUGAAUACCGCGAUUGCCAGUCGGAUUUUGUUAUUUUUUUUUUUAAGAAUCCCAAUCAUGAGGCGUUCCCAAGCGCCCUCAGCACGAAGAGCGGCCAAGCGAGGUCUUCCCCUUGAACCGGAAGUCGCCAAGGAACCGGAGCAGCCAAGCAUUCAGAUGAAAUGGGGUACUUCUGGCGGCUAUAGACACUUGGGACCUCGGCGCUAUGACGAUGCAGAGAAUCCACUAAAGGACAAACGCAUCUUUCUGGUGCUAUGGCGGCAACAGUCUAACAAGAAACACAAGAUAUGGACAGGCAAUGGCACGCUGGAAGUAACUGCAACACGUGCCACAUUAAAAGACGAGACAAACAAAACAUUGGAUGUGCUGACCUUCUUCAAACCGGAGAAAUUUCAGGAAAAUGCUUUACUAGAAAUUGGUAUGAGGGAUGUUGAGAUACAGUUAGAACUGAAGUCUGUGGACGAAUGCUUUGCGCAGCGCAAAGAAGAAAUAGAAAACUGGUAUCGACAGCAAGAGACAGCUACCGGUGAGCUGGUGUCCCAGUCAGAAAAUAAUUCCAUCAGUUAUCAGCGGCCGAAGAUUAUGUUUAAAAAGCCAAAGCAAUCGCCAGAGUUACUGGCAACAACUAUUAAACCUAUAACUCAGGAAUCUGAACAACGCAUUGAGAUCCGCGAAUAUAUUUGCAUGCUGUCCCUAGCGGAUAUCCAACAGCUCGCGCUACAAUUGCUUGCCGAUCAUUGUCGCACUUUAAAAGAACAAUCAUCGGAACUGCUUAGAAUCGCCCAACAAAUCUGCGAUCAUCCCGUGCUGCUCAAACAUAUAGAAGAUCAUCCAUUCGUCUCUCGAAUUUUAUUGCCCCAUUUGCCGCCCUGGCAAGAAUUGGGUCUCUACGAUUCUGCCAAGUUUGAGUUUGUUCAUCUAAUGCUGGACAAUUUAGUUGUUGCUUGCGGUGAAAAAUGUGCAAUUGUUGCAACGAGUCAGAGAUGUUUGGACAUCAUCAGGGGUUACUGUCAAUCUUGGGAAGUGCCGCACGUACAAGUGGAGAAUAUAGAGCAUGCCGAAAACUUCAAUAAAACCGGUGAAAUGGAUCCAUUAGUUGCGCUUCUUGACGCAAAUCAGUUGCCAUCAAUUCGUUUGACUGGCUGCAAAAAUAUGAUACUCUACAACUAUAGCACAAGAUCGACAGCAACUCGGCUAUUGGCAGCAGAUGUUGACACACGAAUUUAUACGCUAAUAACUGCUGGCUGCUUAGAGGAGAGAAUGUUUCAACAACACUUGGAGCUGGUCGAAAGCAGCGAAUCUGUGAUAGAUUUAUUGAACAAUCGUGUGAAUCCCACUAAAGCACUGCUAGGAGUUGAUCACAAUCCUCUAAAGAAUUGGAAUCAAUGGGAGCCACCAUUUAGUCAAGAGUUUUUAAAGGAAACUUUUCAAAAUGACGAAUUGACAACCCUAAGUUUCGUGUUUAGCAAGCAGGAAGAAGUUUUAGCAGGAUCAGAAAUAUAAUUCUUAAAAAAAAUU